AGUGGAGCUCAGUCAGUAGACAGUCGAUCCGCCUGGUCAGCUGGUUUCAACCAUUCGCGCAUUAUAGAUCUUCCUGAUGGUAAAUCCACUGCGACAGACCAGGUAGCUUUCGGUGCCAAUUUUCUUCGAAUCACUUCCGUCAUAUCGGCCAAAGAUCGGACUUUGAGUAUCGGCGGCCCGCGCGCCGCAUGUGCGCGAGUGUGCAGCGUCUCCACCGGAAACACCAACGACACGGUGCGAGAGACCAGAUCAUCUACAGAAGAAGAAGAAACAGCAUCGGCGAAGGAAGAAGAGGGUAGCGACUCAGGAAGGAGAUUGCGCGCGCGCAGUCAGACGGGAAAUGACCAUAUCGUACGCGAGCGAAGUGCCGAACGGCUCCAGCUUUGGCUGCUUCUGGAGGAUUCUAAUCAAAUGGCGUGGCUCCGUUUACAAGUUAAUCUGGCGAGAACUACUGGCGUACCUGUUCUUCUACUACCUCAUCAAUUUUACAUAUCGAUAUGUGCUCAAUGAUCACCAACGGCUAAUUUUUGAAAAAAUUCGCUACUACUUCGGCAACUCCAGUGAAUCUAUACCCAUGUCAUUCGUCCUGGGAUUCUACGUAAGCCUUGUUGUCAAAAGGUGGUGGGAACAGUACAAGCUUUUACCCUGGCCGGAUAAUCUGGCCCUCUUCAUCAGCGCCGCCAUUCCUGGAAAUGAUGAACGGGGGCGGUUGAUGAGACGCAACAUUGUGAGGUAUGCCGUACUCGCGUACGUCAUUACACUGCAAAGGAUUUCGCUCCGUGUUAAGAGGCGUUUUCCGACUCUUCAACAUAUGGUGGAUGUAGGUCUGAUGAUGGAAUCGGAGAAGAAAAUUUUCGAGAUGAUGAACAAAAAGGCAGCCAUGUCUAAAUAUUGGAUGCCAUUGGUCUGGGCGACGAAUAUCAUCAAUAGGGCAAGGAAAGAGGCCUUGAUCACUAGCGAUCAAGUAGUGCAAACUCUCCUCGUCGAGCUCAGCGACAUCCGGAAAAGGCUUGGCGCAUUAAUUGGUUACGAUACUGUUUGUGUUCCUCUAGUCUACACUCAGGUGGUAACAUUAUCGCUGUACGCCUACUUUUUUUCGGCCUUACUUGGCAGACAAUUCGUCGAACAUUCAAAUGGUACCGGAAAAUAUGAGGAGCCGGAUAUGUAUUUUCCGUUUUUCACAACGCUACAGUUUUGUUUUUACAUCGGAUGGCUGAAAGUCGCAGAGGUGCUGAUUAAUCCUUUCGGUGAAGAUGACGAUGACAUCGAGCUAAACUGGUUGAUAGAUAGACAUAUCAAGGCAGGUUACAUGAUCGUUGAUGAGAUGCACGAGGAACAUCCAGAACUUUUGAAAGAUCAAUACUGGGACGAAGUUGUGCCCAAGGACUUGCCAUAUACAGUUGCUAGUGAGCAAUAUCGAAAAGAAGAACCAAAAGGUUCUGCGGAGCAUUACAAAGUGAAAGAUAGCGAUGCUCUUUAUGCAAACGUUAUGCUGGGAACACAGAUUCACAGUCACGGUCAGCAUCGCAAAACUCAUCAGGAUGAUAUGUAUGCCGAUUAUGAGAGUGUGGACACUCCGUUAGUGGAACGGAAGAAGAAUGGCUGGUUCCAGCGCCAAAUCACCCGAGUAGGUUCGGUACGCAGUUCCUCGACUACGUAUAGCAGCGGUGGUGGUUUCUUCUCACGAAACCGUCAUAAUAGCGUAUAUAGUAGUCCUGAGACCGGCGGUCUUCCGCAAACAAACAAUCCCAAUCUUAAAAUGUCUCUUUAUGAUCGUCUCGUUGGGCGUAAAAGUGUCCGUAGCCAACGUAUGGGUCGUCAAGGCACUAUGACGAAGCUGAACUCGGUGCCGGUAUCAUUGAAGAACAGGCCGCGCAUACCGACUCCGGAUGUGACGAAGGAGGUGAUCGACCGUGAACAGAGGCUGGCUCUAUCCGCUACCAAUGCGGCGAACAUCGGCGCAGGUGUGGUGGGCGUGAUACCAGCGAACGGUCACUAUCCAACUGAUUUGUCGGUGGUGGUGUUGUCACCGAUACAGGAAACUGAAAGUACACCCGCUUCAGGGAAAUCCGGCGCGGCAGCCUUGGCACAGGCUGUGCUCUCGCCGACGUUGACCAGCGCCGGUCUAAUGACACCGGUGACCCUGACACCGGUCACUAUGGGUCAUCUGACGCAACUGGGUCUGAUGACGACGGCGACCACGACGACGCCACACGCCAACAAUCAGGGCCACAGCGUCCAGGCGACGUUGACAGAAGUUACGAGCAGCGAAGAGGAAGGUAGCGGAAGCGGUAGUAGCAGAAGUGGAAGUAUCACCGGGCAGGAGGAUCGCUCAACUCCGUUGAUAGACAACAACAACAGUCCGAUGGGUAGCAAUGGCAGCUCGCCUAUUUUUGAUGGCUACAAUGAUCGCUCGCCGAUCCUGAUGAGACCCGAAAAACUGGGUUACGUAGUUACCGCCGCGGUGCCUGGAAUUCAAGCCAGUAACGCAGCGGCAAUAGACGCGCGGGGUAGACGAUCGGCUUCAUUGCCUGGUCCGCCAGUACCACCGGUGCAGUCAGGUCAGAACGACAGGAGCAUGUCAUUGCCGCAAUCUCCAGGACUGCAACCGAGAGAAAUUCGUAUGGCUUCUGUGUCAAGCAGGCAGGACGGUCUUAUUAUAGACAGGCUGUCUUCUGUAUCCAAUCAAGGCAUUCGACCGAGGACCAGUAGCUUCACUCAAGAUCCUUCCAGAUCUAAUCAGAGAAUUCAGGAUACGUCGAGGAAGAUUAGUAGUGUUUCGUGCACAAACGCGUCGCUUACGAGCGGCUUGCUCCUCGACUCGUCCACAAAUGUACCCGCCACGACGACUGUUACUGGCAGCAAGAGAGGUGAAGUCUAUGUUUGAUGAAGGAAAUUGGCAACAUGGAUUUUAUUUAUUCAGUUAAUUAAACAAUAGUCCUGUUGACAUUUCCUCAGAUUAAUCUUCGUUUCUAAUUGUGAUGUCUUGUAUAUGCAUUGCAUAAGACAAAUCCAUUCAUUGCUUGAUUAUCUAAAUUAUUUAUUGGCGAAAUU
This is a messenger RNA of Pogonomyrmex barbatus (red harvester ant), 3054 nucleotides long. It is a transcript of the gene Best2, whose product is annotated as bestrophin family protein. The record is from RefSeq and is a predicted model, not a curated record. Gene Ontology annotation, molecular function: chloride channel activity. Lineage: Eukaryota; Metazoa; Arthropoda; Insecta; Hymenoptera; Formicidae.